This is a messenger RNA of Nymphaea colorata (pocket water lily), 834 nucleotides long. RefSeq names its product profilin. Bases 180 to 575 code for a protein of 131 amino acids. The transcript has 3 exons. Gene Ontology annotation, cellular component: cell cortex. The record is from RefSeq and is a predicted model, not a curated record. Lineage: Eukaryota; Viridiplantae; Streptophyta; Magnoliopsida; Nymphaeales; Nymphaeaceae. Gene Ontology annotation, molecular function: actin monomer binding.
GCAAUCAUGGAGGGUGACCAAACUUGGAGGCCCGGACAUGAGGGGCAAUCAAUCCAACCCGAUUAAAUACGAGGCCACCCAACGCUUCUUCCCCCCACGGCUGCCUCUGCGCAUUGAGAGAGUCCACCUCUAGAGUACAGGAAGCAGGGAGGGGAGGGAAGAAGAAGAAGAAGGCGACGAUGUCGUGGCAAGCAUACGUCGAUGAGCACCUGAUGUGCGACAUCGACGGCAACCAUCUUACCGCGGCUGCGAUCAUUGGCCACGACGGUAGCGUCUGGGCUCAGAGUGAUACCUUCCCCCAGUUUAAGCCUGAAGAGAUUGCUGGUAUCAUGAAUGACUUUGCCGAGCCGGGGUCACUGGCACCGACCGGAUUAUACCUUGGAUCGACCAAGUACAUGGUGAUCCAAGGUGAGCCUGGGGCUGUCAUCAGAGGGAAGAAGGGUUCUGGAGGAGUUACUAUAAAGAAAACGAACCUGGCUUUGGUCAUCGGAAUCUAUGACGAGCCAUUGACCCCUGGUCAGUGCAACAUGAUUGUUGAAAGGCUUGGAGAUUACCUCAUCGAGCAGGGGCUCUAGCUCUUUACAUCCAGUGUGGAUUUUCAUUUAUUUGGGCAUUGUGAUUCCUUUUAUAUAAAGCUUGCACCAGACAUUAAAAGUUGUUGCGGUGAAUAAUUUAUAGUUGGGUUUUUUUUGUGGGACAUGAUUAUUUUUCCCUUUAGUGCGCAGGGGUGAAAUGGUAUAUUUUGAUUCCACAUUUUCUGCAGGCUCUGUAUCUUGUCUGUGAACCAUAUAUUGGUUUUUGAGUAAAUGGAAAUAUUAUAGAAGAUUUUGGUAA